CGAACCCUCGCCUUUCGAGAACCAGACAGCCGAAAAAGUGAGCGUCUACGUGGUGUCCGAACCGACCUUCAUUAAAGCCGAGUUGGACCCAAUGCCCGGCAAUAGGACAACCGUCUACGUUCAAGGCAAACGUGAUUGUCAGGGCGCCGCAAGUCAAACCGCCCCCCUCUCGCACUUGGAGCCAUCACCCGCCUAUUAUACCCACAACGGCGCCUUUACUAACGCCAGCCUCUUCUUAAUGUCCUUCUGUCUGUUCAUGUUCAAUCCCUUCGUUAUCAGCAUUAAGAAGGAGGAGGGCAGUGGUGCUCCACGUGAAAGUGCAAAUGGCAAGUCUCUUUAUUCUCCAUUUUAUGGUGGUGCUGGGAUGCCUGUGAGUCAGCUGCUGUCAGCUCUGUCGUUCAACACACAUCCGGAUGCUGAAGCGGCCGCCGCACCACUGAGCCCGAUACUGUUGUGGGGGAUGUAUGCUGCGCAGUGGAUUGUGGCCUUGAUCCUGCUCUUCUUCUGUCUUUACCCCUUCGGACGUGAU
Molecule: messenger RNA, 529 nt
Organism: Dibothriocephalus latus
Lineage: Eukaryota; Metazoa; Platyhelminthes; Cestoda; Diphyllobothriidea; Diphyllobothriidae
Source: the annotation of a GenBank genome assembly